UCGUCCACCCAGUCGCUGAAGAUCAGAUCAUCCACCAGCACCAGAUCGCUCUGUUCUUCUUCCUUCUGCAACCAGAUCGUCUUCUUUGGCGCUGCGUUCUUCAGUGUGAGUGAAGAAACUUCAUAAAUUCCUUUUCUGACUGUUCAGAAAGCAUAUCUAAUUUCAAAAUUAAUGAGAAGAUGCUAUGGGAACCUCUAGCAGUCCAAGGCUUUCUGGAAUGCAGAAGCAAGUAUUAAGUCUAUAUAGAGGGUUUUUGUGAGCAGAUCAUUCCAAAUCUGCUGAAGAUCGACAUAAGAUUGAAUCAAUUGGGUCAGCUGAGUUCUGUUGUAAUUCCAAGCAAGUAGAUCGGAAAAAUUUCCUCUACAUUGUGUACUUAUUUUUCCGAGGUAAGAAACAGUUGGAUCAGCUUAAGAGUCCUGAUUUAAUAGGGUUGUCGUCCUUAAAUGCCAGUGUCUUUGAAACCAUAAAUCCUAAGCCUUGA
Messenger RNA from Quercus lobata, 481 nucleotides. RefSeq names its product succinate dehydrogenase assembly factor 1, mitochondrial-like. Gene Ontology annotation, biological process: mitochondrial respiratory chain complex II assembly. Gene Ontology annotation, cellular component: mitochondrion. Lineage: Eukaryota; Viridiplantae; Streptophyta; Magnoliopsida; Fagales; Fagaceae. The record is from RefSeq and is a predicted model, not a curated record.